Molecule: messenger RNA, 1275 nt
Organism: Lachancea sp. 'fantastica'
Lineage: Eukaryota; Fungi; Ascomycota; Saccharomycetes; Saccharomycetales; Saccharomycetaceae
Source: the annotation of a GenBank genome assembly
AUGUCCGAUAUUAUAAUCGUUGGAGGAGGUGUUUUUGGGCUCUCUACUGCUGCACAUUUCGCAACUUCGAGCCCGGUAACGGUGAUAGACAAAUUUGAGAUCCCCUCGCCUCUUUCAGCAUCAACUGAUUACAACAAGAUAAUAAGGCUGGAAUACAAUGAUCCUGUUUAUGCCGCAAUGGCUGUCGAGGCUAUGGAAUACUGGCAAGGAAAAGGCAAUGACGUGUUCCCGGCUGGAUUGUUCCAAGACACCUAUUCGCAUUGCGGGCGCAUUUCCGUAGUGCCUCCAAAAACUUCACCUCGGUAUGACUUUGAAAUGGAAAGUCUGAAACUACUUAGAGAGCGGUUCGGUCGCUGUGAGGCGAUUGUGGAACAUAGCAACGACUUAACUUGCGGCAAUGCGUUCCCGGAGUUCGCAGAAAAUGGGGCGAAAGGUCUUUUUAGAUUCAACCCUGAUUGUGGCAUUGGCCUUGCUGCUCAAUCACUUACCGCGGUCAAAAACCAUUGUGAGCGCCUGGGAGUGUCUUUUUUGGAGAACGAUGGUGUGAAGAGCAUUGAUAGUGGAAAUGGACGGGUCAAGGUCACCUUGGAGUCCGGGCGGGAAUUGGUUGCUUCAAAAGUGCUUGUGGCCUGCGGUGCCAACACGCCUACGCUACUGGAUCUUCAUCGUAGCGUAAAAUCUACGGGACUCUACGUGGGACACAUUCAGUUGAGUGUGGAAGAGUUUGAGAAAUACAAAAACAUGCCUGUUGUUUUCGAUCCAACUAUGGGAUACUUCUUCCCGCCCGAUCGAAAAACAAGAAUUCUUAAGCUUUGCGCAAGUGCCAGCUCGACGUACGAUAAAACAAGCGAUGGGCGAUUACCUCGCUACCAACAUCUCGAGCCAGAUACGGUCAAAAGCAUACCUGUGCAGUCUGUUGUGCAGAUCCGGACUUUGAUCCGCAAAUAUUUGCCGGACCUUGAGCUUGAUUCGAGUGGGCAAUUGCGUAAUGUGAUCGACUGCAAGAUAUGCUGGAUCAGCGACACAUCCAAUUCGGAUUUCAUUAUUGAUGAGAUGCCAUCGCACCCCAAUGUUUUUGUGAGCUGUGGAGACUCUGGCCACGGCUUCAAGUUUUUGCCUAAUAUAGGUUCAUUUAUCAAGGCCCGAAUGGAUAACACUCUGUCGCCCCAACUUGCUCGCAAAUGGGCUAUGCGUGAAAGCAAUUGGACCACGCAAACAAUUCCCUGGCGCGUAGAGCACAAGCGGAAACACAUCGAUGAGAUAGAAUGGCAUUAA